UAAUGAGUCCCCAGUAUAGAGUAACACAGGGUCUGUGUAUGCAGGGGCCACUUCUUAACUUGUGAUAGAGGUCAUAACACAUUGUAGUAAAUAUAUCGGACUGGUGCCAGUAUACGAUUAAGGAUGUUCUUUUUAAAAAUGCAAAAAUAAACGUACAGUAAUUCAUUCCUUUGUCCAUGUCUCUAUAGAAAUGCAAUAUACUUCAAUAUCUGCUCUUAAAACUGGAUAUUUAUUUCACGUCAAUUUUCUUUUCUCAGAAUCUUUGCAGAUUACGUAUCCCAGCAGGCAAUACUACAAUUGCCGCAUUUAUUGCUGACACAGAGGUUCGCAGUUCACUGCACUCCGGCGGUGUAAGAACACAAGACAAACAGCUGCUGACUGCGGUUCCUGCUCCGGAUAAAAAUGCUUAUAUUAAUGACGUUUGGAAGCAUCGCAAUAGUCGUCGUUCUUUCGGUAGCAUUGGCUCCAUACAUCAGGAGGUAUUUUGCUGGGGGAGUGUGUAAGUCAGCAGCCAGGCUUGAUGGGAAGACCGCGCUCAUUACCGGGGCGAACACAGGAAUCGGGAAGGAGACAGCCAGGGACCUGGCGCGCAGGGGUGCUCGUGUGAUCAUUGCCUGUCGAGAUCUAUCGAAGGGAGAAGCUGCUGCCUCACAGAUCCGUGCAGAAACGGGCAGUGAGAGGGUGCUGGUGAGGAGGCUGGACCUUGCUGAUACCCGCUCCAUAAAGCAGUUUGCAGAGGACUUCUUGAAAGAGGAGAAUCGGCUUCACAUCCUGAUCAACAAUGCCGGGGUGAUGAUGUGCCCAUAUUCACACACUGUGGAUGGUUUUGAAAUGCAGUUUGGAGUCAACCACCUGGGUCACUUCCUCCUCACUCACCUUCUGCUGGAUCUCCUGAAGCAGAGCGCUCCCGCCCGCAUCAUCAACGUCUCAUCACUAGCGCACAACUUCGGGCGAAUCAAAUUCGACGACCUGCAGAGUGAGAGGAGCUACGAGGGGGGGCUGGCCUACUGCCAGAGCAAGCUGGCUAACGUGCUGUUCACCCGCGAGCUGGCCAAGCGCCUGGCAGGAACCAGGGUGACGGUGAACUCUCUGCACCCCGGCUCUGUGAAGUCUGAGCUGGCCAGACACUCCUCACUGAUAGCCCUCAGCUGGAGGAUCUUCUCCUUCUUCAUCAAGACCCCGUGGGAGGGAGCGCAGACCAACAUCUACUGUGCCGUGGCAGAGGAGCUGGAGAACGUCUCGGGGAAACACUUCAGUGACUGCAGCCCUGCGUUCGUCGCUCCUUAAGGGAAGAAUGAAGAAACAGCGAAGAGGCUGUGGGAUGUGAGCUGUACUCUGCUGGGGGUGCAGUGGGAUUGAACUCCACCCGAGACCCCUGCAUCGGGCCUGGGCCUUCAUUUACUAGCUCUGGAGUUUCUAAUUCUGAGGGAAACAGACCAGUUUUGGCUGAUGCCUUCAGCACUUGUAAGAGUCCUGUCUGUUUUUGUGGUGGGGUUUUAUGUUUCUAGGUAUGGGAUGUUGUGAUGUUGGUUUUAUUCUGUACAUUAGGCAGGGUACCUAAUCUCAAAACACCAUCAAAACAGAUAAACUCACUAGCCACUGUUACACUAGCCACAAUGUAUAUCUAUUGACUUAAUGUACAGAUAUGAUACAGUUGUAUAAUUUGAGGAAAUGGAGGUCUGCUUUUUUUACUUAAGCCCCAUCUACCGUAGCUGCCUUGAUUUAUGUAAAAUCCCACUUGGUCUCAGUGCUAUUAUGUGCCUUUCAUUCUCCGCACCUGUGUAUAUGUGAAUUAUUCCAUGAAAUUACACAUCAGGGAGGUAAACUGAAUUGGUCCAGCUGUUAGAUUAUUGUUAACUGAGCUCCAUAAGCUCUUGAUUCAGCGGUGUUAAUGGGUUUGAACAGAUUACAAGGGCAACCUGUAGCCUUAGCUGAAGCAGAUAGGUGAAGUGAUGUGUUUAAGCAUGUUUACUGAGCACAACAUUACUGAAGAGGCACAGUCUGUGCAAAAUAAGACUGUCACCAGAUUUAACCAGUUUGUGAUACAUGAAUGAUAUACUGUACAUAAUUCUAAAAAUGUUUGAAUGAUUACAUUGAGUUUCAUCUACAGUGCCUUGCGAAAGUAUUCGGCCCCCUUGAACUUUGCGACCUUUUGCCACAUUUCAGGCUUCAAACAUAAAGACAUGAAACUGUAAUUUUUUGUGAAGAAUCAACAAGAAGUGGGACACAAUCAUGAAGUG
Messenger RNA from Acipenser ruthenus (sterlet), 2240 nucleotides. Its product is annotated as retinol dehydrogenase 12-like. NCBI's taxonomy places the organism in Eukaryota, Metazoa, Chordata, Actinopteri, Acipenseriformes, Acipenseridae. The record is from RefSeq and is a predicted model, not a curated record. The transcript is spliced from 7 exons. Bases 403 to 1287 code for a protein of 294 amino acids.